AGAUUUCAAAAUGUUCUCAAAAACCCGAAAAGCGACGGAUAAGAUGAGGUUAUUUUUGCAAAACAAGGUCGAUUGCUCAGUGUUUCUUCGGUUCUUGAGCAUGAGCCACAAGAAGAGCUCCAAAAUUCAGGCUAUCUACGACCUUUGUAAGAAGAGUUUAACUCCCGCCAACUCUCCACUUUCUUCUCAAACUAUCAAGAAUCUAUGUACCCUUUUGGAACCUUUGUUCUUCAGAGAGUGUUCUCUCAACAUCUUAAGGGAUGGACUUCUCUUUUUUAGCCAUGGAUUUGGCCUAAUACUUUUUCCGCUGCAUCAAUUUCAAUCAUCCUUCAAUUGUUUGGAGUGGAGUAUGUUGUAUGCUCCAUUCACAGACACGGUUGGCGCGGGGGAUGUUGGGCUUAAAGAAGAGAAUGUUGAUGACGACCGAGGGCAUGGGCUUUUUGGACUGAGCCAAUUGAAUAGGAUAGCUCGAUGGGCUCAACCAAUUACAUAUAUUGACAUAUGUGAAUGUGAAAAUUUUACUAUAUGUAUAUUCUGCUUUCCAACUUCUUCCGUCAUUCCGCUUCACGACCAUCCUGGGAUGACUGUGUUCAGCAAAGUUCUCUAUGGUUCUCUUCAUGUCAAAGCCUAUGACUGGGUUGAACCUCCCUUCAUUCAGGAAAGCAAGGGCUCCCCAUAUUUUUCAGCAAGGUUGGCUAAGUUAGCAGUUGAUAAAGUUCUAACUGCAUCAAGUGCAACGUCAGUUUUGUACCCAAAGGCUGGAGGUAAUAUACAUUGUUUCACUGCGGUUUCGCCUUGUGCUGUGCUUGAUGUUCUUUCACCUCCUUAUAACGAGGAUAAAGGAAGAAGAUGUACAUACUACCACGACUACCCUUAUUCAACUAUUUCUUCAGAUACCAAACUCUAUCUAAACGAUGAAGAAGUAGAAGAUCAUGCCUGGCUUGCAAAAAUCGAGACCCCUGAUGAUCUAUAUAUGCGACCUGGGAUGUAUGUUGGUCCCACUAUUCAAAUUUAGGUGUCAAAUAAUCCGGGAUUAUUGAGGUUCUUCCACGAUCUACCAGGAAAGCUGCUUCUACCCAUAGUUUUACUUACUAGAUUAGCUCUUGAGAGGAACUUGGUUUCAUACAGUGCCCUUUAUGCAGAUUUUACCCCAUAUACUCUUGGCACAGUAUUGAUAUAAUGUAAAAGCUUAACUUAGUUGCAUGUUUUACCUUGGAAACUGGUAAAUAUAGAUGCAAGCAGUUGUUCAUUA
Cucumis melo (muskmelon) is the source of this 1252-nucleotide messenger RNA. Its product is annotated as plant cysteine oxidase 3. The record is from RefSeq and is a predicted model, not a curated record. Gene Ontology annotation, molecular function: oxidoreductase activity, acting on single donors with incorporation of molecular oxygen, incorporation of two atoms of oxygen. Bases 11 to 1015 code for a protein of 334 amino acids. The transcript has 6 exons. NCBI's taxonomy places the organism in Eukaryota, Viridiplantae, Streptophyta, Magnoliopsida, Cucurbitales, Cucurbitaceae.